Miniopterus natalensis is the source of this 3391-nucleotide messenger RNA. NCBI's taxonomy places the organism in Eukaryota, Metazoa, Chordata, Mammalia, Chiroptera, Miniopteridae. The record is from RefSeq and is a predicted model, not a curated record.
GUCUCUAGGGCCCGUUGGGUUGCUACCGUACCCGCGGAAAGGAUGAAACUUUUAGGCUCGCUCUAGGGAAGAGAAGGGUGGCCUCAGAACGCCUUAGACGGCGGAAAGCUGGGGCGCGGGGCGUCGUGCGCUGCCCCCACAGCAAUGGUAAAACGGAAGUCCUGCUCUGGCGGGGCUGGGAGUCCCGGCGGAAGCAGUGUCCUUGCCGGUGCCCGGGCUCGGAGGCUGCCGCUUCAGCCGCAGAGGGAGCAUCCUCGCCAGCAUAUUAAAAUGGCUGUACCAAAAGAUGCCGUCCCUUCCUUGUCGGAAUGCCAGUGUGGGAUCUGCAUGGAUAUCUUGAUUGAGCCGGUAACACUGCCUUGUAAUCACACGCUCUGUAAUGCAUGCUUCCAAUCGACUGUCGAAAAGGCGAAUUUAUGCUGUCCCUUCUGUCGCCGCCGGGUCUCGUCGUGGACCCGGUACCACACCCGAAGAAAUUCUCUCAUCAAUAAGGAACUGUGGGAAAUAAUUCAGAAACAUUACCCAAAGGAAUGCAAGCUUAGAGCCUCUGGGCAAGAAUCAGAAGAAAUCGUCGAUGACUAUCAGCCAGUUCAUUUGUUGAGUAAACCUGGGGAAUUGAGAAGAGAAUAUGAAGAGGAGAUAAGCAAGGUGGAGGCAGAGCGACGGGCCACUGAGGAAGAAGAAAACAAAGCCAGUGAAGAGUACAUACAGAAAUUAUUGGCAGAGGAGGAGGAAGAAGAGAAGAGACAGGCAGAAAAAAGGAGAAGAGAGAUGGAAGAACAGCUAAAAAGUGAUGAAGAACUGGCAAGAAAGCUCAGCAUUAAUAUUAACAGUUUCUGUGAGGAAAAAGUCAUGGCUUCUCCUGUGAAUUCCAGAAAAUCUGAUCCCGUCACAAGCAAGUUGCAAAAGAAAAGUAAAAACAAACAAACAAAUACUGGAGAUAUUCAGAAGUAUUUGUCACCUAAAUCUCAGUUUCGGUCAGCAUCACAGUCUGAAGUGGUACAAGAAGACAAGAAAAACUCCAUGUAUAAGGAAACUAACAGUAACGAUGUAAAGAGUCCUCCGUGGCAAGACACAGAAACUGAGGAAGAUAUGCCAACACUUUCUCCACAAAUAUGCCUUGAAAUCCAAGAACAAAGUUCAGAAUCUUCAAUAGAGUCACCUAUGCCGCAGUUAUGUGCCAGUGGUACAGAAUGGUGCCUUGGAGAAGUCAAAAUGAGACCAAGCAAUCAUGAUAAAGAAUUAUGUGUCAUAAAUCAUGAGAGACAUGAAGCCAGAGUUCCCUACUCCAGAGAAGCUGCAGUUGAGCCUUGUAGCAAAACAGAGAGUGGGUGCACUGUAUCAGAUAUGAUACAGAUGAUUGGAAAUAACACGGUUGAGACAGAAAAUGAAUUGUCUCACCUACUGAUCAGUGAAGAAGGCACUUCCAAAAGAAAAAAACAGGAGCCUUUGUUUGAAACAGUCAGGGAUCCAUGCUUUUCUGCAAAAAGAAGGAAAAUGUCCUCUGAAUCUUCCUCGGCCCAAGAAGAAACAGAAAUCAACUUUACUGAAAAACUGUUAGAUUUGGAACGCCUACUUUUUGAGAGACAUAAACAAGAAGAACAGGACAGGUUGUUAGCGUUACAGAUUCAAAAAGAGGUAGAUAAAGAGCAAAUGAAGCCAAACCCUCAGAAAGGAUCCCCAGGUAGAUAUCAGUUACGUGCUACGCCCUCACCUCCAGACAAAUUGCUAAAUGGGCAGAGGAAGAAUUCCAAAAAUAGGAACUUAAAAGGACAGGCUGAUAAAGAGCAUUCAAAACCUCGCCGAGGCCCAAAACCUGAAAAUAGCCAACCUUUUAAGAUCCAGUUGAGACAUUCAGUUAAUGGAAGAAAGAUGCCAAAUUCUGCUAGAGAUCAUUGUAAUGAAUCUAAAAGUGUUCAUUCCCUACAGCCUAGUAAGUCACAGAAAAAUAUUUUUCAGAUGUUUCGGAGAUACACAAAGUAAUGCAUGGGUAAAGGCAGGAGUGUUUUAGAAUCUGGUAAAGCUGGGUUCUCUUUUUUAUGGAAUGUUCAUAAAACUUUUAUUCUGCUCUGUGGGCACACUCAUUGCCUAUAGUUGAAGGACUGCAAUUACGAGGGAGGAAUGUACAAGUGCCAAAGUCAGUGAUAAGCAAGAGUCUCGAUUCUUGAUGAAUAACUGAUGUGCUGUUCGACAAUCCUUAUAGAUAUAAAAAUGCCUGGGCCAACUCUCAAGAAAUAUUUAAGUGCCAUUCUCUUUACAAACAAAUGCAUGUUUUAUGUAUGGUCUUUGCUCACCUUUUUCUGACUAGUAAUCAAAGCAAGAUUAUACUAUAUACCAAGUAGUUAAGGGAUCAGGUUAAAAUCUAAGUGUUUUGCUGCUUCGCCAUGUAUUUGUAGGUCACUUGAAAGGUAUCUCCUAUAACACUAAAAUAAUCUAAUCUUUAUAUUUUUAAUUAUUUUAAGCAUUAUAUCAUUUUCUUUUCUUUAAAAUGAGAAUCAUGUGAAAUCAGAGUUUUCUGGAAAAUUAGGAUUAAUUGACAGAAAGGAAAGUCAUCUCUUGAUGCUAAAGGAAUUAAGAGUUGGGGUGAGGCUGAGUAGAGUGAACUGAUAAUUUGGAAGCAUUGAAACUGAGUGAUCAGAAGCUGGGCCCAGGAUGGAGCAGCAGAGCAUUUCCCCUCAUCCUUUCUUUGUUAAAUGACACAGAAAACAUUUGGGUUUUACUGCCUGUUACAACAUAGUAAGCAGUGCUAAAAUAAUUAGUUACUAAAUUACCUGAAAUUUUGGAAAUUCACAUUUCUAUUAACCUGCUCUUCUAGAAAAUGAGAAUUUACUGUAGGAGUGUUAAAUCACAAUAUACUGUGUUGUGGAACUUGAGUCAUAAAUAACCAUGUGUUUAUUUUCUUAUCAUUUGUAUUGGUAGUGAUUUUUGUGUUUAUGGACAGAAAUAGCAUGGUACUUGGGUUUUUCCCCUAUAUUGGUGAGAUUUAACUUAGAGACUGUCGAUAUUUGUUUCAUUAACGUGAACAACUUUGAGCAAACAACAGUUUUAACAGCAUUUCUGCUUAUGUCUAGUUAUUCAUCCUUUUAAGGUAAAAAUGCAAUAAAAUGUCCUAGAACUAAGUCUAGCUGCAAUUUGUCAAUAUUUUUAUACAUUUUUGAGAUUUUCUUCCUCCAGAUUUUGCAACUGAAAUUGUGUUAAUCUUUGAGUAGUUGAUUGCAUCUACUUCAGUAUUUAUUGGGUAUGUAAUUAGAGGUAGAAUUCUGGUGCUAAUUUAAAAUUUACUUUGCCCUUUCUUAAAAAAAAGGUGAUAAUGGUUGUGCUGAAAUGAAGUGUAGUCAGAAAUUAACAAAAUUUGUCUAAAAUACACUAAAAUUUAUCUAUCAAACUGUUA